AAUACGAGAAAUAUAAUGAACUCCAAUCAAAAUUAUUACAAGUUGUUUCUUUUAAUUCAAGUUUUAAAGUUUUGUUCGUCAAGUGGUUUUAGUGAUGAUGAAAAAAUCAACGUUUUUAAUGAAGUUCUGGACAAGGACAUUGGUUUUCUAGAUUCAAUUGGUGUUGACGAAAAUGCAUUUAUCGAUAGUGAUGAUGACGAAAUAACUGGCAAACUAGUGGCCAACUACAAUCAUAGCAAUUCUAACCAAAAUCCUGAAGAAUUAGGCUCUUAUUUUGAGGGAGAUAUUCGAAUUCCGGUACGACUGUAUAGAAAACAAAAAGGUGGCAUAUUCACAAAGCCCUUGCUCUGGGCAAAUGGUGUGGUGCCAUACGAGAUAGUCGGGAAAUUCAGCUCCAACGAACUUGCAGCAAUUCAUUGGGCAUUCGAUCAGUACCACAAAAGAACAUGUAUCCGCUUCAGACCCCGUUCCAGCAGUAACAAGGAAAGAGAUUACAUUGCCAUUGUGAAUGGUAGAUCUGGCUGCUGGUCUGCAGUGGGCCGAAUGGGUGGUAGACAAGAAGUUAACUUGCAAGCCCCACAGUGCCUUAUGAAACGCGGCACUGCCAUCCAUGAGCUGAUGCAUGUGCUGGGCUUUAUACACGAACAGAAUCGCUUCGAACGGGAUAGUUACGUGGUUGUGAGAACGGAGAACAUCAAGGAUGAUAUGAAAGUUAACUUUGUUAAGUCUUCCCAACCAUCAGUCGAAUAUCAGCAACACCAGCAGCACCACAGUGCUACGACUACGACGACGGGUAGAGGAAUUGGAUAUGAUUACGCGAGUGUGAUGCACUAUUCACCAACGUCCUUUUCGAAGAAUGGAAAGCCCACAAUCGAGUCAAGGAAAAUUACCAAGGAAUCAAGGUUGAUGGGACAGCGCACGGGCUUCUCAAGAGUAGAUGUAGCAAAAAUAAAUUUCAUGUAUAAUUGUAAAAACAUUGAUGUCCUUCAAGGGUAUGAACUUGAGUCGGAAUACGUAGAUGAUUAAUGUUUAAAAAUAAAACACAAGCUUACACGUGUGGCUUUGAGCAUUCCAUA
Messenger RNA from Eupeodes corollae, 1076 nucleotides. RefSeq names its product zinc metalloproteinase nas-1-like. Bases 16 to 1026 code for a protein of 336 amino acids. Gene Ontology annotation, molecular function: metalloendopeptidase activity; zinc ion binding. Gene Ontology annotation, biological process: proteolysis. The record is from RefSeq and is a predicted model, not a curated record. Lineage: Eukaryota; Metazoa; Arthropoda; Insecta; Diptera; Syrphidae. The transcript is spliced from 2 exons.